Messenger RNA from Helicoverpa armigera (cotton bollworm), 1821 nucleotides. Its product is annotated as glucose dehydrogenase [FAD, quinone]. The transcript has 5 exons. NCBI's taxonomy places the organism in Eukaryota, Metazoa, Arthropoda, Insecta, Lepidoptera, Noctuidae. Gene Ontology annotation, molecular function: oxidoreductase activity, acting on CH-OH group of donors; flavin adenine dinucleotide binding. Bases 1 to 1740 code for a protein of 579 amino acids. The record is from RefSeq and is a predicted model, not a curated record.
AUGUGGUCCAGAUGUCUGAAAUCACCGCUACCUGAAUACGACUACAUCAUAGUAGGUGCAGGAUCAGCCGGCUGUGUUCUAGCAGCCAGACUGACUGAGGACCCCAACGUCACCGUGCUUCUGAUAGAAGCUGGCAGACCAGAGAACUUCUUCACCGAUGUACCGUCUAUAGCACCGUUCUUCCAAAUCACUGAAUAUGCCUGGCCUUAUUAUAUGGAACCGCAACCUGGAGUUUGUUUAGGCUUAGUGAACAAAAGAUGUUACUGGCCGAGAGGCCGGGCUGUGGGAGGUACUAGUGUCAUCAACUAUAUGAUCUACACGAGAGGACGACCUGAGGAAUGGGACAGAAUCGCAGACGCUGGCAACUAUGGCUGGUCGUAUGAAGAAGUCCUCAAAUACUACAUGAAAUCGGAAACUGCUAAUUUGAGAGGUUACGAAAACUCGCCAUACCGAGGAAGAAACGGCGAAAUGGACAUUCAAUUUGUAAACUUCAAGACACCACUAAUAGAAGCUUUCUUAGAAGCAGGAAGAAUGCUUGGUAGCCCUACUAUCGACUACAAUUCUCCUGAUCAACUAGGAUUUGGAUAUGUCCAAACAAAUAUACGAAACGGCAGAAGACUAAGUGCAGCUAAAGCAUUUCUACGGCCUAACAAGGGUAGGCCGAACUUACACAUACUUCAUUCAACAGUUGUUACAAAAGUACUUAUUAAUGAAAACACACGAACUGCUUCUGGAGUGGAGUAUAACAGAAACCGAUUGAGGAACGUUGUGAGAGCGAGGAGGGAAGUAAUCUUAUCUGCUGGUCCGAUAGCUUCACCUCAGUUACUCAUGUUAUCAGGUAUAGGACCAAAGGAACAUCUGAAAAGCCACGGGAUUCCCACUAUUCGUAACUUGCCUGUGGGUAGAACACUCUAUGAUCACAUAACGUAUGCGGGGCUGAUUUUCCCUAUUAAUGUUACCAAUGUGGGUUUAAAUGAAAAUAAAGAUGGUAAUAUCCCAAAUUUUCUAGAAUGGCUGCAAUCCGGUGACAAUGUUGUGGCAACUCCUGGCGGCGUAGAAGGCAUUGGAUAUAUCAAAACACAUUUAUCAAAUACUCAGGAUAGAAUACCCGACAUAGAAUUGAUAAGUCUUGGAGGUUCAAUUACAGCAGAUGGCGGAGCAACAGGCAGCAAAGCACUUCGUCGAGGAAUGAUGAUUGCCCAAGAUACUUUCGAUAGAGCGUUUGGUCCUAUAGAUAAUUUGGAGGCAUGGAGUGUAUUUCCCAUGUUGCUGCACCCUAGAUCAGUAGGAUAUCUAGAGUUGAAGGAUCGGAAUCCUUUUAGCUAUCCACGGAUGUUCGGCAAUUAUUUGACCCACCCACUUGACGUAGCCAAUCUGAUCGCUGCAGUUCGGCACGUGCAGGCUUUAGCUGCUACUCCACCAUUCCAGCGCUUCGGUGCUAAGUUGCACAGAGCGAACUUCCCAACGUGUCAGGGAAUCACUUACGACUCUGAUGAGUACUGGGAAUGUGCUUUUCGUAGCCUGACUAUAACUCUGCAUCAUCAGAUAGCAACCUGCCGGAUGGGCCCAGUAGGGGACCCACUGGCAGUUGUUGAUCCAGAACUGCGAGUUCACGGUUUUAAAAAUCUACGUGUAAUUGAUUCUAGUGUAAUUCCUCGGACUAUAUCGGCGCAUACGCAUGCCCCUGCAGUAAUGAUCGGGGAAAAAGGUGCAGAUAUGAUUAAGGCUACUUGGAACUAGACAAAUUUAUAAUAAUUAACAAUAAGUAUUUUAUGUAAGCAUAACCAAAAAUAUGUUACAAUUAUAUUUAUUCUACUUUUA